AUGGAUUCCAAGAAGGGUAGGUCCAAGAUGCAGAUGGAUACGGGGGCUACAACUACAAGCAAGGAUACGGCAGCUGGGAAAAGACGAAGCAAAAAAAAGGUACCUGUGAUGGCAAAGAAGGCAGCGAAACCGAGCGUGAGGAAGAUAGACAGCACGGCGAAGGAAACGCGUCGCCGGGCGCCAGUAUACAAGCUGACAAUUCCUGUCGGCGAUGAAAAUCGCGACGAGUUCAACGAACUGUGGAUGGGAAUAUGGGGCGAUCUCAUCGUUUCCAUGGACCGAAAAACGACUAUACCCAGCGUGGGCUUCACGGACCUUGUUUCCCCCAGGGCCAGCAUCUGCACCGUCGACACUGUACAGCUCUUUGAAGUCAGAAUCCCAACAAAAGAGGCCUCAGGCUUAGUGUGGCCGCUGCAUGUGUAUGGUUUUAUCGCCACGCGUGAUUCGGUGGACUACAAGCGCAAUAUCAUCUUUGAGCGUGGAAAAGAUAACUGCCAGAUCGUCAGUGAGGGGGUUCCAUACCUAGCACUGACUGGGCCUGCACGUGCUGCUGUGCUGGUUGAUCCUGUCUACUUUGAGGUUGACCUCAAGGUGAGUGGAGCUGGGCAAUCCGAGGAUCAAGAGCUAAUCUACGUAGCCUCUCCGUUCAGGAAUACCCAGCCGCCUGAUUCAUCCCUGUUUACGUCUGUCUACACCAACAAGAUCAGCGCACUCGACUUGACAUUUGGCCACAUUGUUGGGUCAGUAGAGGCCUCAGUCAGUAUGAAAGUCGUCCAUGGGCCGUGGCCAGAUGGUUUCCGAGGCUCUUUUGCUGCAAGAACUGCCAGCAUAAAUGACAUGACAGUUUGGUUGCUUGAGAUCGGUGAUGAUAAUGGGUUGCCUCUUGCUGAUGAUGGCACCAUCAAGCUUCAACGCCAUGUUGUUUGUGCUGAACUUCAAAAACGAGAGUAUCUGGAAGUUUCUGUCAGCGCUUAUGGCGUCGGUGGGCAACGAUUUGAUGACGGUCUGCAUUUUACGCCUCAGGAACGCGGUAAACUUGAAGGUACAGUUAAUGUUGAUUCAUGUGAGAUUGAGGUCACUGUGACCUGGUCCCUAAUCAAAUUUUGCUAG
Triticum aestivum (bread wheat) is the source of this 1110-nucleotide messenger RNA. RefSeq lists its product as uncharacterized. Bases 1 to 1110 code for a protein of 369 amino acids. The transcript has 4 exons. Lineage: Eukaryota; Viridiplantae; Streptophyta; Magnoliopsida; Poales; Poaceae. The record is from RefSeq and is a predicted model, not a curated record.